Messenger RNA from Acomys russatus (golden spiny mouse), 1194 nucleotides. Its product is annotated as tear acid lipase-like protein. Gene Ontology annotation, biological process: sterol metabolic process. The transcript has 9 exons. Lineage: Eukaryota; Metazoa; Chordata; Mammalia; Rodentia; Muridae. The record is from RefSeq and is a predicted model, not a curated record. Gene Ontology annotation, molecular function: sterol ester esterase activity. Bases 1 to 1194 code for a protein of 397 amino acids. Gene Ontology annotation, cellular component: intracellular membrane-bounded organelle.
AUGUGGUGGCUACUGAGAACGGUGUAUCUUAUCCAUAUAUUUGGAAGUAUACUUUGUUUAUUCAAGCCCAAACCCAGAAAUCCUGAAGCCAAUAUGAAUAUUGGUGAGAUAAUUUCUUACUGGGGUUAUGCUUACGAAGAACAUGAGGUGGUGACUGAAGAUGGUUACAUCCUCCCUAUUUUCAGAAUUCCACAUGGAAAGAACGAGUCUAACAAUUUAGUUCCAAAGCCAGUAGUAUGCUUGCAGCAUGGAUUGACUCUCUCAGCUUCUAUUUGGAUUCUGAACCCUCCCAGGGGCAGCCUAGGCUUUUUUCUGGCAGAUGCUGGUUUCGACAUGUGGCUGGGAAACAACAGAGGCAAUAUCUAUGCUAGGAAACAUGUGUACCUAGACCCAGAUUCUAGAGAAUUCUGGGCUUUUAGUUAUGAUGAACACAUAAAAUACGAUCUUCCUGCCACCAUUGACUUCAUUGUGAACAAAACAGGACAGAAACAAGUUUACUACGUUGGCCAUUCCCAGGGUGCCCUUAUAGCCUUUGGGGCAUUUGCAACAAAUCCACAAUUGGCUCAGAAGAUCAAAAUAAAUUUUGCACUGGGUCCAGUUGCAACUCUUAAAUAUGUAUCAGGGCUCUUUCGCUUAAUUGAAUACAUGGAACCAACUAUGACCAAGAUUGUCUUUGGUGAAAAAGACAUAUUUUCCAAUUCAGAUGUUAGAUAUUUUGCACAGUUUUUGUGCCAGCGUGAGACCAUUGGAACAGUGUGUAAUAAUUUACUUACUUUGCUAGUUGGAUAUAACCCCCAAAAUUUAAAUGAGAGUCGUCUUGAUGUAUAUGCAGGACAGGCUCCUUUAGGAACUUCAGUCCAAAACCUGCUUCAUUAUUCUCAGGCAAUUAGAACAGGAGUAUUCCAAGCUUAUGACUGGGGAAGUUCAGCUCUGAAUAUGCUGCACUACAGUCAGCCUACACCUCCAUUGUAUAAAGUAAAGAAUAUGAUGGUUCCAACUGCCAUGUGGAGUGGUGGACAAGAUAUUCUUGCAAAUCCAAUAGACGUUAAAAACUUGGAAGCCAAUAUCUCCAAUCUCAUUUGUCAUAAGAAGAUUGAUGAGUACAGUCAUUUGGAUUUUGUGAUAGGUUUAAAUGCUCCCAAGGAAGUGUUCAGUGAAAUUGUUACAUUCAUCAGUAAAGAUCAGUCAACCUGA